Podarcis lilfordi (Lilford's wall lizard) is the source of this 13344-nucleotide messenger RNA. Lineage: Eukaryota; Metazoa; Chordata; Lepidosauria; Squamata; Lacertidae. The record is from the annotation of a GenBank genome assembly.
GAACGGGAGUGGGAGGGAGACUCCAGGGGAGGAGAAGAAGAAGGGGGAGAAAAAAAAAACCACUCGAGAGUUCCUUCCGGUUGGAAUGCUCGGAGCAGCUGCACAGCAGGAGAUGAAUGGAGGCCGCGUGGUAUGGCAAGGGAAGGGUCGAAGCGGGGAUGCGCAGCGGGCCGGGCGCGCGCGCAGAGAUGCAAUGGCAGGGCCGGGAAGGGCGGGGCUGCUUAGGGGGAGGGGGGUGCAGGAGGGGUGAAAGCGGUGCAGCCCCCGAGGGAGUUCUCCCCCUCCUCUCCUCCCUAGGGAGGUCUUGCAGCUGCGCCCCGCAGGCCCAGAGGCACCAGCUCUGCAGGCAGAGGGUCCCGGGUUCAAAUCCUGGCAUCCUCAUUUCGGGCUGGGAACGCCCCCUGCUUGAAACUCCUGGAGAGGCGCUGCCGGCCAGUGUGGGCAGCGCUGGGCUGGAUGGAUCCCCACGGUCUGACUCUGUGCAAGGCGGCGCCCUGCGUUCCUAUCCGGGAACGGGAUGAAGUCAUCUCAAAUGUGAGGGAGGAGCAGAAGGUGGUCCCAAAUUCAUCCCCCGACAUUUUCAUGUAGGGCUGAAAUCCAGGAGGGCUGCUGCCAGUCAGUGCAGAAAGGGCUGAGCUAGGUAGAAUAAUAGAAUUGUAGAGUUGGAAGGGACCCAAGGGAUCAUCUGUUCCUCAGUACUGCCAGAGGCAUAGCCAAGCCAUGCAUCUCUUAUUGGAAUAACUCCGUGGAUUGGGCACCUGAAGGCUCCGCAGUGCCCGAAAGGGCUGGAGGAGGUGGUAGACCUGGCAGAGGCAACUCAGCCCUCCAGAUGUUUGGGGACCACAGGUCCCAUCAUCCCUGACGACUGGUUCUGUUAGCUAGGGAUCAUGGGAGUUGUAGUCCCAAAACAUCUGGAGGGCCGAGUUUGCCUAUGCCUGUGGUACACAGAUUCCCUGCAGGCUCUGAGUGCUCGCACUGGGAUUCUGGUGUGCCCUGCCCCACCCCGCGGGCAUGCAGGCGGCCCCAGGCACCCAGGCGGCUAGCUACGCCGCUGGCACUGCAAUACCUCAAGGACUGCCUCUCUCCAUAUGAACUAACCAGACCCUGAAAUCAUUCGCUGAGGCCCUUCCUCCUGUGCCCCCUCCGCAAGAGGUCCAGAGGAUGACAACACAAGAACAGGGCCUUCUCUGCAGUGGCUCCCCAUUUGUGGAAUGCUUUCCCCAGGGAGGCUCGUGUGGCACCUUUGUGUGGCACUAAAGAUAUAUAUAUCUUUAGGCACCAGGCGAAAACGUUGCUCUUCAACCAGGCCUUUGGCUGAUUAACAUUCUACACUCUUUUAAAUAUGUUUGUAGGAGGGGAUUAUUAUUUUGUUUUUAUUUUAACUUUUUGUUUGUAUUUUUACCUUGUGUUUUUAGCUUGUGAACUGUCCUGAGAUCUUGUGAUGGGCGGUAGAUAAAUCUAAUCAAACAAACAAACAAACAAAACAAUGCAAUGCAAUGCAGGAAUCUCAGCUACAUGACCAAUGGCCAUCCAAACUUCUGCUUUAAAAUCUCCAAGGAAGGAGAGUCCACCAUCUCCAGAGGGAGUCUGCUUCACUGUCAGAAUCACUGAUCUUGCAAUGUGAAUCCAUUGGUUGCUGCAUCUUUCAUGUGAGAGCCCUUUAGAUAUUUGAUGAUUCCAUCCCAACUCAGUAUAAGGCAGCCAAGGAUGUUUCCCACCCUGGUCUUCCCAUCUUAAAAAAUAAAUAAAUCCACAUUUCCCCAAACGUUAUGGAGAAACAUGUUAUGGAGAGGGAUGAUAUAUCAUGAAUCCAGCAGCAUCUGGGAGUCCUAUAAAAUUCCCCAUUAAAGGGUUUGUCUAGCCCAGAAUUGUCUGCUCCAAUCUCUAGUGGUCCUCCAAGGUCUCUAGGAGAGGUUCUUUCCCUUCACCGGAUUGAAAUGUGAAUGAAUAAUCUAAUCAAUUGUGGCCAAAGGUCAGGGGAUGGUGGGAAUUGUAGUCCAAGAGUGCUACAUCCAUGCUUUACGGAGUCUCCCACCCAGAGGCAGCAGAUCUCCAGUAAAUAGCCAUGGUUGAUGGUGCCUUAGUUCAAAAACUGAGUCUGGUAAGAAGAAAAUAUCUAGAAUUCUUCUGAACAACACAGAACCCCCCCCCCCCAAAGUGCAGCUUUGAUUCAAUGCAAGAAUAUAUUAUUGUUAUUGUCAGUGUCAUUAUUAUUAAAAAUUUGUAUACUGCCCUUCACCCGUAUAUCUCGGGGAGAUUCGUGACAUCAAAUUACAACAUAAAAAAAUACAAAAUACAUAAUAAGAACGAAAACAUACCACUAACCGCCCCCUCCCUCAACACAUUUCAAAGGGAUGUUAAUCAGCCAAAGGCCUGGUUGAAGAGGAACCUUUUCGCCUGGCACCUAAAGGUGUAUAAAACAAUACAAUAACAACUUGAUUUGCCCAAUUUGGUUGUCAUUUGUUGGACGGGUGAGGUUCUUGACCAAGACUUUGACCUGAAUAAUAAAGUUAAAAUGAAGCUACUUUACAUAAAGCCAGACCAUUGGCUCAUCUAGUUCAGUAUUGUCUAUACCUGGAUCAGAAGAGAAUCUCUGCUCCAGAGGCCGAAUACAAGUUUUUCUGCCUCUUUGGACAACUGCUUUGAAUGGGAUUGAAAGAGAGCAGGCCGUCAAAUGAACAUGUUGAUCUCUCUCACUCUAGUUCACGUGUCUCCCAGUUUGGGUUUCAAAGAGAACGCGAUCAGUGAUCGCUAGCCUCAAUGGCUAUGUUUUGCCUUGACUGUUGAAGGCAGUAUAUGGGUCUGAAUACCGAUUGAACUGGGAACUGCAACUAAUCAACUAAAACAAUCCAGAAUAAAACAAAUUCAAGCUUCAAGGAAAAUAUUUCAGAUCCUGCUCUAAGUGACAUUUUGCUUUCCCCAUAUUUAUUCACCUACUUAAUUUAUAGAGCUGCCCCGUAGCAGAAGAACUCUAGGAAACCAUGGUGGUGGUGUGAUUAGAGCAUGGUUAGGCAAACUAAGGCCUGGGGGCCGGAUCCGGCCCAAUUGCCUUCUCAAUCCGGCCCGUGGACGGUCUGGGAAUGAGCGUGUUUUUACAUGAGUAGAAUCUGUGCUUUUAUUUAAAAUGCAUCUCUGGGUUAUUUGUGGAGCAUAGGAAUUCAUUCAUUAUUUUUUCCCAAAAUAUAGUCCGGCCCCCCACAAGGUCUGAGGGACAGUGGACUGGCCCCCUGCUGAAAAAGUUUCCUGAUCCCUGGGCUAGAGUUUUGGACUAGGACGUGGUAGAUCAGGGUUCAAAUUCCCACUUGGUCAUGACGCUCGCUGCGUGACCUGGGAGUCAGUCACAGCCUCUUAACUUACCUCACAGGGUCAUUGUAGGGAUUAACUGAGGAGCGUGGGGACCCAAGUGCUCCCUGGAGAAAAGGGUGGGAUAUAAACAAGCUCUUCUGCUCACCAGGCAGAGGGCCUUCUCGGUGGUGGCACCUGCUCUGUGGAACACCCUCCCAUCAGAUGUCAAGGAAAUAAACAACUAUCUGACUUUUAGAAGACAUCUGAAGGCAACCCUGUUUAGGGAAGUUUUUAACGUUUGAAGUUUCCCCCCAAAAAAAAACCGAAAAAAGAAAAAUUACAAACAUCAAAUUCAACAUCCAUAUUCAUUUUCUAACAAAUCUAUUACAGAAUUAACUAAAUUAAAAUAUACCAAAUUACUCUAAACUUCUCUUUGCUGUAUACAAAUAUAGAGGGAUCUUAUAUUAAAGAUUUUAUAUUAUAAAUAAUCUUUCAAACUCCCCUUCACCCAUGUGUGAUCUCUUCCCCCCCUUCUUCUUCUUCUGCCUUGUGGUGUUAUAAUUUAAUCAUUGUUCAGCUGAUUCUUUUAUUAUUUCCUUGCUUACCCCUGCAUGUUUUACACGUUAUCUAUUAAUAUUCCAGUUCCGGAACCAUAUUUUUUCAUAUAUUCCUUCACUGAAGGUUUUAUUUUGUUUUUUAGUGUUCUGUUGAAAGCCACCCCGAGUGGCUGGGGUAGAAAUAAAUAAAUUAUUAUUUAUUAUUACCUGCUUAAGAAAGCUGGAGGGGCAGCCAGAUGGAGAUGUCAGUCGCCCACCUGGCAUCCAGAGAUCUCCACGUGGUCGUAAUUGGACCUGCGCCGGUUGCAAAAUGAGCCUGGCAUCUGGGGGAUUUUGAACCCUGCCUAAGAGACUUCCGUUUGGCCACUUCGAGAACAGGACUAGACGGGCCUUUGCCCUGAUGCAACAGGUCUCUCCUUACGUUGUUUUGUUUCUGUGUCUUUCCUCCAGGAAACAGCUUCUUUGGAACAUGAUUUGCUCUCGUUUCUAGACACUCGGCGAUCCCCAAUUAAAAUCUGGAGAGAGGCAGAGAGACCUUGGGAGGCUGCCCUGCAGGAGCGAAGUUGCCGCGAUGUCUGCUGAUCAGGGAGCGCUGCCAGAUUUGGGUGCCACGUUCCCAUCCAGGCUAGAUCGGGCUGUGCCAUCGGUGACGGAGGAGGAAAUGGAAGAGAGGGAGGAGGAGGAGGAGGCUGGAGCAGCAGACCCCAUGGCGUGGGCAGAAGGAAAUGAUGGUCCCGGUGUCACCCGGGCCGUCAACGUCGGGGAUUAUUUGCCGAGUUUGCCAGGCCAGCGUUUUAAACACAAACCAGGGCUGUUUGUGGAUGUGGAGUCACAGUGGAGGGAGCUGCCAAGGGCAGCAGACUCCCAAAGCUCCAAUGAGAGGAGCCCACAGGCAUUGGACUCUCCACACCAGAAGAAUAUCCACACUUUUCCACCCUCCAUCAAACUGGAGACAGAAGCCACCGGGUGCGCCACAGAAGAGUGGGAGACCCAAACCCGGCCUGGCCUUGGCAGGGCAUCCCAAGAGGACCCGCCGAGCAUGGAUCCCUCGGGGCCCCUGCAGGAAGAAGGGGCCCCGGACGAGGACGCCGUCAUUUCUGAGAUCCAGCGCCAGCGCUUCCGGCAGUUUUGCUACCGGGAGGCGGAGGGGCCCCAAGAGGCCUGCAGCCGCCUCUGGUUCCUCUGCUGCCGGUGGCUGAAGCCGGAGAGGCACACCAAGGAGCAGAUCCUGGAGCUGGUGAUCCUGGAGCAGUUCCUGGCCGUCCUGCCGCCGGAGGUGCAGAGCUGGGUCAUGGAGGGCUGCCCAAAGAGCUGUGCCCAGGCGGUGGCCCUGGCGGAGGGGUUUCGGCAGAGGAAGAGGAAGCCCGAACAGCUGGAGGAGCAGGUGGGGGUGAGGCGCACUGUUUGGGCAUGGAUGCAUACGAGUUUUAUGCAGCAUUGCGUAACAUUUUAUUUUUUGGGGGGGGAGGGGUGAUCCAUUUCCUCUUUUUUAAAAUUUUAUUUAAGUAUUCCUUAGACAGCUCAGUGGGACGCAGGUGGCUCUGUGGGUUAAACCACAGAGCCUAGGACUUGUCGAUCAGAAGGUCGGCAGUUCGAAUCCCCAUGAAGGGGUGAGCUCCCAUUGCUCGGUCCCUGCUCCUGCCAACCUAGCAGUUCCAAAGCACGUCAAAGUGCAAGUAGAUUGCUGUUCUGGCUUCUGGGAUAGCCGCGUGAAGCAUCUUCAGGGCAGCGGGAUGAAGGCUCCCCCUGCCCUGAAGAGGUUUCGCGCGCUGUUCUGGCUUCUGGGAUAGCUGCGCAGCCUGCACUCGCCCCAUAAGACGCACACAAAUUUCCCCUUUCAGGAGGGAAAAAGUGUGUCUUAUAGAGCGAAAAAUACGUGCUCCCUAGCCAGCAUACGAAGAGUCUGGGAGCUACAUCAGACCCAUGGCCCAUCUAGUGGAGCAUCCUCUUCUCCCAUUGGCUGCCCAGAUCCCCAGCAGGAAGCCCCACAAGCGGGACAUGAGCACACUUUGCUUCUGCUCACCAGCAAUCUCCGCAACAGCAGGUAUUCAGAGCCUCUGACUCACAAGAGGUCCGGAGGGUGGCAAUGCGAGAGCAGGGCCUUUUCUGCAGUGGCUCCCUGCCUGUGGAAUGCUCUCCCCAGGGAAGUUUGCCUGGCGUCUUCAUUAUACAGUGGACGCUCGGGUUGCGAAUGUGGUCCAUGCGGGAUGCACGUUCGCAAGCCGCGUCGGCGCAUGCGCGGGUUGCAAUUUGGCGCUUAUGCGCAAAGAUUUAGCAUAAUUUAGCAAUCUGCACAUGUGUGACUGCCAAAACCCAGAAGUAACCUGUUCCGGUACUUCCAGGUUUCGGCGGUCCGCAACCCGAAAAAAUGCAACCUGAAGCGUCUGUAACCCGAGGUAUGACUGUACACCUUUAGGCACCAGGCAAAAAUGUUCCUCUUCAAUCAGGCAUUUGGCUGAUUGACACCUUUUUAAAUGUUCUGUGGGGGGGAAUGAUUGGUUUGUUGCUGUUCUUAUUUUUAUUAUGUAUUUUGUGUUUUUUGUAUUGUCGUUUUAUGUCGUGAGCCGGCCUGAGAUCUGUGGGUGAAGGGCGGCAUACAAAUUUAAUAGAUAACAACAACAACAACAUAUUAGUAGCUGUAUCUAUUUCAACUUCAUUUUAACAUUCUUGCAUUGGAGCAAAGCUGCACUUGGGGGGGGGGGUGUUUCCUGCAUUGUUCAGAAGCAUUCUAGAUAUUUUCUUUGGACCAGACUCCGUUUUGGAGCUGAGCCACCAUCAACACUGGCUAUAUACAGUGGUACCUCGGGUUACAUACGCUUCAGGUUACAUACGCUUCAGGUUACAUACGCUUCAGGUUACAUACGCUUCAGGUUACAGACUCCGCUAACCCCUAAAUAGUAACUCGGGUUAAGAACUUGCUUCAGGAUGAGAACAGAAAUUACGGGGCGGCGGCGGGAGGCCCCAUUAGCUAAAGGGGUACCUCAGGUUAAGAACAGUUUCAGGUUAAGAAUGGACCCCUUUUAACCCGAGGUACCACUGCACAGCAUUAAAAUACAGUAUCAGCCUAUAUUACACACACACACACACACACACACACACACACGCACACACACACUAAUACAAAUAAGUUUUUAGAUUUUUAGAACGAAUUCUGGAGAUUCUGUAAAGCAGGGAUGUGGCAUUACAAUUAAUAAAAUUAAUAGAACAUAGCCAUUGUGGUGAGUAGCCAUUGAUAGCCCUCUUCUCCACAAAAUUUUCUAAUGCUCUUAAAGCCCUCAAAGUUGGUGGCCAUCACUGCCUCCCUUGGGGAUGCGCCUUAUAGUUUAACCAUGCGCUGCUUGCAGAUGGACUUCCUUUUACAUGUUCUCCUAACUUUUGGCCCAAAUCUGCCAUCUGCACUUGUUGGUUAUUCUCUGCGCUAGCUACUGUCCCCUUCCCACCUCACCUGUAUGAAAUUUGAUGAGAAUCCAGGUUCCCUAUGCCAUUGAAAUUCUACUCAAUAUUGAUCCAGAGCAGAUUCUAGUGUAUAGUUAGCAGAGUAAAAACUUAAGCACGUUGUGGGAUUCCCAAAAAAUAAACCAAAGGAAAUGGAUAUUUCAUCCAGUAGAGCUUUACUGCUCCUGAAGGCAAAUGAGCAUAAUGGUCACAAAUUCAAUGCAUUCAGGAUUGGCACUGUCCAUAAGAAAUCCAGUUGCAGCAGACUUAACUGAAACUUACAAUAACUUAUAAUAAGACUAAAGGCUUAACAUUAUCUAUGUGCAGAACACCACACUAGGAGGAAAAGAGAUAGAAAGAGAAAGCGUGAGACCCAGGCUCUUCUGGCCUUAUAAUUAUAGUCAGCAUGACCUUGACAGAAAGAGAUAACAGGACCAGUUUAAGCCAGCUGUACUCAGCUUCUCUGAAGGAAAGGAAUAACCCAAACAUCAUUAACCUUCUGCUUGUUUCUUUUACGCAGAGAAGAAACCUUCCAGAACCCUCUUGAACUAUAAUAAUAAUAAUAAAUUUUAUUUAUACCCCGCCCUCCCCAGCCAAGACCGGGCUCAGGGCGGCUAACACCAGAUAUAAAACAAUUGAUUGAAAUACAACUUAAAAAACAAGAUUAAAAUACAACAUUAAAAUGCAGCCUCAUUUCUGCAGAAACUGAAAAACUUUUUGGGGGAUGAAAACAUCAAGUCUUUACCAAGGCUAACUAUCCAGACUGGUCCUACGUGGGCCAGAAAAAAGCCAGGGAAGUCCCCAAGUAGGAGUUCCAUCACAGAUGGAACUAUGCAGAAUAGGAAAGAUCUCUAUGUUGUUGUUGUUUAGUCGUUUAGUCGUGUCCGACUCUUCGUGACCCCCUGGACCAGAGCACGCCAGGCACUCCUGUCUUCCACUGCCUCCCGCAGUUUGGUCAGACUCAUGUUUGUGGCUUCGAGAACACUGUCCAACCAUCUCGUCCUCUGUCGUCCCCUUCUCCUUGUGCCCUCCAUCUUUCCCAACAUCAGGGUCUUUUCCAGGGAGUCUUCUCUUCUCAUGAGGUGGCCAAAGUAUUGGAGCCUCAGCUUCACGAUCUGUCCUUCCAGUGACCACUCAGGGCUGAUUUCCUUCAGAAUGGAUGCGUUUGAUCUCCUUGCAGUCCAUGGGACUCUGAAGAGUCUCCUCCAGCACCAGAAUUCAAAAGCAUCAAUUCAUCAGAUCAAUACUUUCUGUACUAAGAAAUGCAAACUGACACCUUAGUCCUGCCCUCUCCUGCUCUCUGUCCCUCUGUGCCAGAUGGGAUCUUUGUUUCUGUUUCAGGUGCCGGCAAAAGAGAGAGGCCGGGAUUUCGCUGCGGCAGAAGAGGCUCUGCUGGACUGCGACCCGAACCGGGCAUUUGGGGAGGGUGAUGCGGUUGCCGCCAGCUCACUGGGUAAGGAUGAGCAGGGUUUCGGAUGCUUUGAAGCCUAGAUGAGGCCUAAGGUUUCUUCCAAUGAGGCAGGGUCCUCAAUCUGUGUAUGCCAGAGAUGGGGCAGAAAGUGGAUGGUGAUGAUUUCUUGGUAGUUCACCUGAAGACCAAUGCCUUUCUGACUCGCAAGGAUUUAGCAACAGCAACAGGAGAAAGACUCCCUCCUCAAAGUUUGGGAGUCAAAAUGUCUUGUUGGAAAACCGAUUUGUAAAAAAAAAAGGUGUUACGUGGAAAAAAAAUACGAGAGAGAGACAUUGCACAUACCUUUGUAAAUCAAGAAAAUCUUUAAUAAAAAUACACUAAAAAAAUUAUAGACCUAUUAUAAAUUAGAUUACAUGGCAAAAGCAAGCUCACACCUCUCACAGAGUUUGUUUAAGGUAAGAGGCAUGUUCAUAAUUAUAUUUUGGGAACGAUUCGUGUUCUUAGCAACUGUCUUGUUUUAUACUUGCUCAUAUUAUAAAGUUGUUGCGUUUUAUGUUAUAAAUCAAGCACUGCAUUAUAUAUAUAUCUAUAUCUAUAUCUAUAUCUAUAUCUAUAUAUAUAUAUGUAUGUAUGUCUUGUUGGAGUAACUCAGGCGUUGUUUUUAAGGGUCUCCAGUUUGCUUGUUUUCAUUUUUAAAAUAUUUAUUGAGAUUUUUCAAUAAAGGUGUAGAGACAGCAAAACAAGACAAAAAAUCGCUUGAAACGGUUAUACAAAACAACAAUUGGGUAUUCAGAAUUCUAGAAUCAUAGAAUGGUACAGUUGGAAGGGACCCUGAGGGUCAUCUAGUUCAAUGCCCUGCAAUGCAGGAAUCUUUUGCCCAAGGUGGGAUUCAAACCCACAACCCUGAGAUUAAGAGUCUCGUGCUCCACCAACUGAGCUAGGCUCCUCCAGAUGCUGGACUCAACGGGCUGUGGUCUGAUCUAAAAGGGGGCCACUUUACAAUGCACCCAGGAAGAGGUUUCUAUAAUCUGGGCGUCACCUUGAGGCAGAAGGCCUGAAAGACAAGAGGCUGGUUCUUAUAGCUCCUUAUUAAUUACCUGACCGGUGUGCUUGAAUAGCACCAUUGUCGGUGUUGUGGUUAGGGUGGAUAACUAGGACCAAGUGGACCACAGCUCGAGACGCGCUCUCUCUCCCUCUCUCUUUUUAAAAUAAUUUUUAUUGAAUGAUUUUAUGUUACAAAAAACAUUACAACCAUACUACCACAAAAUAUAAUUGAGAAAUAAAAAUUACAUACAUCAAUAUUUUGUUUGUUAUUUGUUAUUUACCCUCUUAUUUCCUCCCAAACAUUCCAUGCAAAACACACACAUGCACAAACACACACACAAAAUAAUAGUGAUAAUAACAAAAAUAAAUAUUUUCCCCCUUUUAUCUCAUAAAAUCUUUUCUUCAAUUUUGACUUCCUGUCAAGUCCCUCCGCAUAUAUUUUAUCUUACAAUUGAAUGUACACAAAACAAUAAACCUUUCUAUAUAGACUUUCCAGUACAUUCAGAAAACAUAAUAAAUCCUUAAUUGUUGUCCAUCUCCUUUUACUUCCUUUGUCACUCAAACGCUAGCACAGAGUCAAAACUAUUAUUGUAUUUUUGAACCUAUCUCUCUCUCUCUCUCUCUCUCUCUCUCUCUCUCGCCUACCUCACUGGGUUGUUCUGUGGAUAAAAGUUAGUGUGGAUCAUGCCACCAUGAUCUCCUCAGGGUGAAACAUAGGAUAUAAAUGCAGCAAAUAAAUAAAAGCAGCAUACACACUGUUCUUUUCUUACCACCCCUUCCUCUUCCAUCCUCACAAGAACCCUGUGAGGUAGUUCAGACAGAGAGGCAGCAACUGGCCCAGUGAGCUGCAUGUCUGGAUUUGAACACAGAUCUUCCUGGCCUUACUCUGGCAACAUAGGUGGUCCCGUGUAUGAUGAUUGCCAUAGCUCAUCCUGAACCCUAAGCAGGCUUUCAAAUUCUUCUCUCAUGUGUGGUGUAGUGGUUAAGAGUGGUAGACUUGUAGUCUGGUGAACCGGGUUCGCAUCUCCGCUCCUCCACAUGCAGCUGCUGGGUGACCUUGGGCCAGUCACACUUCUCUGAAGUCUCUCAGCCCCACUCACCUCACAGAGUGUUCGUUGUGGGGGAGGAAGGGAAAGGAGAAUGUUAGCCGCUUUGCGACUCCUUAGGGUAUUGAUAAAGCGGGAUAUCAAAUCCAAACCCUUCUUCUUUCUGUCUACCUCAGCAGGCGAGGAGCCAAUGACCCCCAACAAAGAGCGAGAUCGGCCAGAGCGUUCCGAUGACGAAGACGAAACAAGUGGGGUUGUGAUGGGCAGCCUGGAGGAGGAGGGGGACCCCCGGUGCGUUAAGCCCGAAGAGGCCUCUGGAAGUUGGCCGGGGCCCAAGGAGCAUCGAGGAAGUUCCCCAGGGGCGAAGCCCGUUUCUCUUCAGGAGAGGGACGAGACGCUCGGUGAAACUGUGAGCCAGCCGAGGAUCCGCACGGUGAAGAACGAGGACGCCAGCGGCUUCCCGGACAGCUCGAGCAUCAUCGAGUUCAAGGUGACGCACACGGGUGACAUGCCUUACAAGUGCCUGGACUGCGGGAAGAGCUUCAAUUACAGCACCAGCCUCGUCCGGCACCAGAGGAUCCACACGGGAGAGAAGCCGUACAAGUGCUUGGACUGCGGCAAGUGUUUCUGCCAGAGCUCGGGCCUGACGAUCCACCAGAGGAUCCACGCUGGGGAGAAGGCCUACCAGUGCCUGGACUGCGGGAAGAGCUUCCGAGUCAAGUCUCACCUGGUCCGGCACUCCAUCAUCCACAAGGGAGAGAAGCCGUACAAGUGCUUGGAGUGCGGCGUCGGCUUCUGCGAGAGGUCGGAGCUGAGGAUCCACCAGAGGAUCCACACGGGCGAGAAGCCGUACAACUGCGCCGACUGCGGGAAGAACUUCUGCCGGAAGGCGGAUCUCACCCUUCAUCAGAGAAUCCACACGGGGGAAAUGCCCUACACGUGCCUGGAGUGCGGGAAAGGCUUCCGGUGGAGCUCGAACCUCAUCACGCACCAGAAGACGCACUCCGGGGUGAAGCCUUUUGAGUGCGCCGAGUGCGGGAAGAGCUACUAUUCCAACAUGAGCCUUAUCCGUCAUCAGAGAGUCCACACGGGGGGAACCCCGUACAUCUGCUCGGACUGUGGGAAAAGCUUCUGCGACAGCACCAGCCUCACCAGGCACCAGAAGAUCCACACGGGCGAGAAGCCCUACGUUUGCCUGGAUUGCGGGAAGAGCUUCAACCGGAACUCCAACCUUAUCUCUCAUCAGAGAACCCACACGGGGGCCAAGCCGUUUCUGUGCGCGGACUGCGGGAAAAACUUCAGGUCCAAGUCGGAACUGCACAGGCAUCACACGGUCCAUGCGGGAGAGAAGGGCGAGAAAAGCGCGGCCGGCGGAGAUCCUGAGGUUAUUCCUUGCGAGAAAACCCACAGCGAGCAGGAAGUUAGAAAUGAAUAGAGGAGCGCCGGGGAAGAGGAGAUCUCUUUCUUCUAAGAAUGUACUAAUCCGUGCAAUGGAUCAUCCUGCCCGCUGAUGUACUUUGACACUCUGCCUUGCCUUUUUCUUCUCUUCCUUUGCAACCCCAAGAAUUUAGGUUUUUAUCCCUUCUUGAUUUGGACAGCCAUCAUUACAUCUCAUGCCAACUUCCUAAUUUUUCUCCUCCCCUUGGGGUUCAUGAGAACCCCCCCAAAAAAACCCCUUCCCCUCUUUCUUCCUCCUGCCCCAGGGUAGAGGGGUUCGUGGGAAACGUUUUUUAAAAACUGCCUGUUUCGCUCUUCUGCCUGCUUAAGCUGGGAUCCACAGGAAACUUUUAAAAUGACAACUUCUCCUUUUUUAUUUUUUUGAAAAUCAUGUUGUUAUGUGCUGAUUAUAUCAUGAAUUGCUAAUUGCAUGAUUUGAAAUAAUAAUAUUCCCUUUUUUGUUUUUUUAAAAAACACUAAUCUUUUUGGCAUUUUGGCAUUUUCCUUUAGGGCACUUGGCCGGCACCACGUUCCAGGAUUUGCUGUGGUCUGGCUGCUUCUAUGCCUUGGUAACUGAGCUCAGCUUCUGCUGAUAAUCUCUCUCUCCGCCCAGAGACUGGCAGGAGACCUUGCACUCUCAAUCCUACAGGGGCGUGUCUUAAAUCACGCAAGGUUUGCUACUCGGAUCUAUCUGUCAGCAGCAUCUAGGGAUGAAAAAUGGCUAAUACUCUAAGUAUUUAAAUAAUGUAGGGUUUUAUUUUGUUCUUUUUGAAGUACUUACUCCUAAGUUAUCAGGAAGUGUUUUGAAGGCCUGAAAGGCAGAAACUUAAUAAUAUUGUUUAAGAUUAAGCUUUCUUCUUAACAAACUUUGUCUAAGUUUCUCUUAAGAGAGCCCCCCUUUCCUGUAUGUCUGCUUAAAAUAAUAUGUUCCUUUGCUCCUGUUAUGUCUUGCAUGAUAUUCCUUAGGUGGCGAUUUAUUCUUCUUUCCCCCUCUCCUCCAUAGCUAACAUGUUCUGAACAUGUUUAUUCAGUAAAAUUUGUUUAAAGAUCUGUUCCGGACGUAGUCAUUAUCACCUGGGCUGUAUUAUUAUUAUUAUUAUUAUUAUUAUUAUUUCAUUUAUGACUCAUU